This is a messenger RNA of Paramecium tetraurelia, 672 nucleotides long. RefSeq lists its product as uncharacterized. The transcript has 4 exons. NCBI's taxonomy places the organism in Eukaryota, Ciliophora, Oligohymenophorea, Peniculida, Parameciidae. The record is from RefSeq and is a predicted model, not a curated record.
AUGAACAUGAACGACAGUUUCUUUGACAAUAUAGAAGUUUUAAACUAAAAUGUAACUACAUAUAGUAAACCAUAAACUAUUUGCAAAUCUUUAGAGCGUUCAUUCGCAAUUUGCAGUAAUCCACCUAACAAAAAUAUUCAUCAACAAAGUUAAUCACACAAAGACGUUUCUAUAUAAAGACAUUAAUCAUACAAAUUAGAUUACUUUUUAAAAUAAUAAGUGAAGAAUUCUUAAAACAAUACUUAAUCUAAAAGCUUUAGAAGUAUAAAAUAAUAAGAUUAUAACACAAACAAUUUGACAUAAAACCCUUAAAAAUCCUAUUUAAAGCAAUAGAUGAGAUUAAAAAUAAACUUGGAGAAUGAUGCUUAUUAAUCUAAUUUGAGACACAAAACCUCAUCUUCACACAAUACAACUAAUCCUUAUUAAUCAUCUUUAGCAACUUUAAUGAAAUAACAAAUGCAGAAAUAAUAAUAAAGUUAUGCCAACAUAUGCAAGACUUUGAACGAUGAAUCUAAACCAAGAAUUUCUUCAACACAUAGGCAAUCUAUAGUUCCUUAAAAAUUAACUUAAAGAUAAGAUUCUGUCAAUAUAAGAAAGAGCAAUUCAGUCUAUAUGCAAGAAUUUAGAAAAAUGUUUAGCAAAAGCAAAUAUAGCAUGCACAACAAUAUUUGA